Molecule: messenger RNA, 357 nt
Organism: Oldenlandia corymbosa var. corymbosa
Lineage: Eukaryota; Viridiplantae; Streptophyta; Magnoliopsida; Gentianales; Rubiaceae
Source: the annotation of a GenBank genome assembly
AUGUGGAUUUUAAAUUUUGCGAUUAGUGCAAAAUCAGGAGAAGGGAGUAAUGGUGGUAAUACGGUGAUAAUGGGAGGCGGUGAUUUGGGAAUGAUAAGGAAGGAAUGGCGGGAGACUAGUCAAUCAAAGAAAAGGAAUAGACAGAAUAAGACUGUAACACCCAUAUCAUGUAUAAUUUCUUCUCCACCACCCAUUGAGACACUUGACGAUGUUAAAUCUAGGCCGGCGGCUCGUUCUGAUGCUAUUGCGGAUUUAGAAGCAUUCGUACUGAACGAAGUUACCAUAUUUUGUACUAGGCAUGACGCUUCCCUCCGAUCCUCCUCAGUCCAACAAGUCCGUCUCUCUGUCGACGGAUGA